Molecule: messenger RNA, 1824 nt
Organism: Aspergillus campestris IBT 28561
Lineage: Eukaryota; Fungi; Ascomycota; Eurotiomycetes; Eurotiales; Aspergillaceae
Product: putative ubiquitin C-terminal hydrolase
Exons: 2
Coding region: 1-1824 (607 amino acids)
Biological process (GO): protein deubiquitination
Cellular component (GO): nucleus; cytosol
Molecular function (GO): cysteine-type endopeptidase activity; cysteine-type deubiquitinase activity
Source: RefSeq, a predicted model, not a curated record
AUGCAGGAAAGACCAACCACGGUCGCCGCCUAUGCGGCGGGCGCAUCUCUCGCCGCGGUCGCGUUAUUCUACGUCUUCGGCCCCAACUUCACACUCGACGGCGAGGACUCCACCGACAGUAACCGGAAGAAGAGCAUUGUCGGCCUGUCGAACCCGGCCAAUGACUGCUUCAUCAACUCCGUGCUCCAGGCGCUGGCCGGCCUGGGCGAUCUGCGUGUCUACCUCAUCCGGGAACUCCAUCGGCGGGAAUUGGACGGUCCCGAAAUCUACAAUGUUCUUCCCGACGUGGACGAGAUCCCGCGCGGGGAGAAGCCGGAGAAGAUCUUGGAGCUACAGAGGGGAACGAUCACCCGGGCGUUGAAGGAAAUGCUGGACCGCUUGAACGAGCGCCCAAUUUACAAGAAAACGAUCUCCGCUCGCGGGUUCAUCCAGUCGUUGGAGUAUGCCUUCCGGACACGCCUCAGUCGCAACCAGCAGGACGCGCAGGAAUUCUUGCAGAUUGUGGCCGAGCGCCUCUGCGACGAGUAUCACGCCGGUGUCAAAGCACGGCAGCGAGUGCAGGCCCCUCUCCCGGCGCGCGAUGACGACCUGCCCCCGAAGACUCCGACCGAGGUCGAGGUCCGCAUCGAUGACGGAUCCGAGAAUGGGCUCCCGGCCAUCAUCGACACCAAGCUGCGCGAAAUGGACACGGAAUACUGGUUUCCGUUCGAGGGCAAGCUCGAGUCCCAAAUUGAAUGUCAAUUCUGCCACUAUCAGUACAAGCCCAACCAGACCUCGUUUGUGAACCUGACUCUGCAGGUGCCCCAGAAGUCGUCUACCACCCUCAGCGCGUGUUUCGAUGGGCUUCUGAAGACGGAGUACAUCGAGGACUUCCGAUGUGACCGGUGUUCGCUGCAACAUGCCGUGGACGUGAAGACGCACGAGCUGACCAGGAGUCGGUCGGAGAGUGACCGGCGCACGCUGGAGACCGAAAUCCAACAGCUCCAGGAUGCUAUUCAAACCGACCCCGAGUACGUGCCGGAAGGGGUGAGGCUCCCCCCAGCCGAGUCGGUUCCCAAGCGGCGAAUCGCCCGACACAUGCGGAUCACCGUCUUCCCCAAAAUCGUCGCCAUCCACCUCUCCCGAUCCAUCUUCGACCACAGCAGCUCCACCAAAAACGCCGCCAAGGUGUCCUUCCCCGAGCGGCUCCCUCUGGGGGGCAUCUUGAGCCAAAAGUGGUUCAAGCUGUUGGCGAUUGUCUGCCACAAGGGCAGUCACCAAAGCGGGCACUACGAAUCGUUCCGUCGCAAUAACCUCUACCCACCGUUCUCGACGCCGGAUGUUUUCCGUUCCAUCUCGACCUCAACGUCAUCACCCCCUACAUCCCCGUCCCCAUCGUCCGGGGAUUCCCCCGCCACGUCGCGAACGCCGUCCAUCAAGAACUCGCCGAAACCCCAGCCCCAGCUGAUUCCACCUUCCUCGCCAUCCCCUCGACCCAGCACAUCCAGCUCCCGCAUCUCCUUCCAGAGCAAGCGCUCGAAGUCAUCGGCCUCCAAACGCAACUUAUCACCCUCACCAACCAGCGAUCAGCCCCAGAGCCCCGCCACGGACGGUAGUCGCGGCAGCAAGUCCGGCUCCCGGACAUCCUUCAUGAGCGAGCGCAUCCGACCCGGCAGCUCCGGCGACGGGGGAUCCCGGUCGACGUCUCGCCUGCGCCGUCGCCACAAGCCGAACGACCGAUGGUGGCGGAUCUCGGACGAGAAGAUCAAGGAGUGUAAGACGCCGGAUGUAUUGGGCAUGCAAAGAGAGGUGUACCUCUUAUUCUACGAGCUGGAAAAGCCGUGA